UAGAUAUGGGGAGCUGCUGGAAGAACAAUGGUGCAGCCUGUGAUGGAGAUGUGGUGACCGAUGUAACCAGGUACAGCGAGAUGAUCAUUAACCCUCAAACUCCAGCUUGGUGCAGCAGUACGAGUUUGGGGAACUGUCCCCCAUUCCACAUCACUCCAAACAACACAAAAAUUUACAGGAAUAACACUGCAAAUUUCCCUUACACAGCUUACCACUACUACUGUGCUCCUGGGAAUGCCCGGCACCUGGAAAAACCUUAUAGCACUUGUGAUCCUUACAGCAAUCCCCAGGCACAGGAGCUGCUUCAGUUGCUGCCUCAUCCAAUCUGGGCUGAGUAUGGAUAUCCAACUAAACAAGGAGACGGUUGGGUUGGGGAUGCUAGAACUUGGGAGCUCGAUGUUGGUGGCCUUUCCAGUAGACUCUACUUCUAUCAGGAUCCGGGAACUGCUCCUGCAAGAAGAAUAUGGACAUCUCUUGAUGUGGGAACUGAAAUAUUUGUUAGCGACAAAGACGAAGUGGCAGAAUGGACUCUGAGUGAUUUCGAUGUUAUUCUGACUUCUCCAACCACAUAAUUAUCCAAGCAUACAAUUUCAUUUUGUAAUGCGGCUUGUGUAUUAGGUUAGUUAUGUGUAUAUAUAUAUAUAUAUGCUUCAGUUGGAAGAGUUUCUGCUAGAAGCCAAACAAACCCAAAAGGGCAGGGCUUCAUUGCUGUUGAGGCAGGCACUCACCAAUAGUCUUCCUGUUACAUCAUUUGAAAGCAAACAAUAAAGAUUUCAACGAUAAGCUGUAAAAAGCAUGUUGCAGCAGCAAAUAGAAUACAGACCGACCUGGUUUUGCAUUUUUUA
Molecule: messenger RNA, 845 nt
Organism: Camellia sinensis
Lineage: Eukaryota; Viridiplantae; Streptophyta; Magnoliopsida; Ericales; Theaceae
Source: RefSeq, a predicted model, not a curated record